AUGUUCGGUGCAAAUAGGCCAGCGUUUGGAGGCGCUUCCCGACCCUUCGGCACGACGUCGUCUCCUUUUGGGUCUCAAGCCCAACAACAACCACAACAACAGCAACAACAACAACCGAGUUCAACUUUUGGUUUGAACACAGCAAAUAAUGUUCAGUCGGGAUUUGGCGGGUUCGGCGCUGCUCAAAAUACAACUGCCACGACAAAUCCCAGUAACACUCUCUUCGGUAUGUCCAAUAGCAGCAAUACUUCCAAUGGCCCAUUUGGUAAGACAGUAACUGGCGGUGUUACAUCAAACAGUUCGGGAUCAUUGUUUGGCAAUGCAGCGCUGGGUUCUUCAGGCUCCACUGUGGGCUCAGUGAGCGGUAACGCAGGAUCUGGUACCGCGAUCAAAUCCUUCGCCGCUUAUCAGGAAAAAGAUCCUACUACCGGUGUCGUGAACGUAUUUCAAACCAUCUCUGCCAUGCCCGAAUACAGAAACUUCUCGAUCGAAGAGUUGAGAAUGCAGGACUAUCAAGCUGGGCGUAAAUUCCCUUCGGCAAAUAGUAACGUUGCAGGAACUGUAUCCCCAUUUGGCGCUCAAACAACUAAUACUAACACCGGUUUCGGUACGAUAGGUAACAACAAUUCGAUGCAACUUCAAUCUGCUGGUAGUGGAGGACUUUUCGGCCAGAGAAAUACAACAUCUCAGGAUUCUCCAUUCGGGUCUCUGACUUCGUCAAACAACACUAACAACACUAGUAAUACUUUUGGAAGUGGUGCUUUUGGUGCAAACAGCAAUGCCAAUACCGGGUUCGGUAACACCAGCAAUUCCCCAUUUGGUCUGAACAAGCCGGCAGGCGGCGGACUCUUCGGGCAGUCUCAGAAUUCCGGCUCAACGGGUUUUGGCCAACAAAGCACGGCUUUUGGUGGUACCGGCAACGCUUUUGGUAACACGAACGCUAUGGGUAAUACUGGUGGGUUGUUUGGGCAGAGCAAUCAGCAGCAGCCGCAACAAGGUUUCGGUAGUCAGGCUCCGAAUACUUUUGGACAAAACAACCCCCAAGGAGGUUCAAUGUUCGGUCAAAACACGACCUCGAAUACAGGAGGCCUGUUCGGCCAGCAGCAGAAAAAUCAAGCUGCUGGAGGUCUUUUUGGCAAUAAACCAAGCGGUGGCCUCUUUGGUCAACAGAGUUCCACUUUCGGAUCAACCAAUACCGGAAGCACAGGCUUGUUUGGUCAGACCAGUAACCAGCAACAACCUCAGAGCGGAGGUCUAUUUGGUCAAAGCAGCGCUACACAGCCCCAGCAGGGUGGAGGCCUAUUCGGUCAAAGCAAUACUAUGAACCAGCCGGGCGGGCUUUUCGGACAGAAUACCAGCCAGCAAAGUGGAGGAAUGUUUGGUCAAAACUCCAAUCAGCAAAGAGGGCUGUUUGGGCAGACGAACGCUCAAGUGGGGUUUGGUCAGCAACAGGCAACUAGUACCGCUGGGCCCUUCGGUAGCAAGCCAUCUGGUGGUCUCUUUGGUCAACCACAAACCUCGACAGGCUUUGGCGCUAAUACCGGGGCAACGGGCGGAGGUCUUUUUGGUCAGAGUAGCGCACAGCCCACUCAGGCUGGCGGUGGUUUAUUCGGUCAACAGCAAGGAGCUGUCGGCCAAGCGACUCAGCAGCAGCCAGGCGGCCUGUUUGGUGCCAAACCCGCAACUGGUGGGCUUUUCGGAAACCAGCCCAAUCAAGCUGGUGGUUCUUUGUUUGGCAGUACACAGCAACAACCACAGGGUAGCGGGCUCUUUGGUCAGAGUAAUCAGACUCAACAGCAAAGCGGUGGUCUCUUUGGCUCUAAACCGGCAGGUGCAGCCGGAGGAGGUCUAUUCGGAAGUAAUGCUAGCACUACUAAUCAGGCACCUUUAGGUCAGCCAUCAAGUGGUGGACUGUUUGGUGCCAAGCCUCCGACUGGUGGCCCAACAAACACUGCCAGUGGUGGUUUAUUUGGUAAUGUUAACGCGACUAACCCUGCGGGCUCUGUUGGUGGCGGUUUAUUCGGUGGCACUAGCGCGAAUAAUACUUCGGUCAACACUGGAUUAUUUGGCUCGAAACCCCAAGGCCAAACCUCUGGCGGGUUGUUCGGUAAUAAUUUAACUGGUAAUAGCACCUCAACAAGCGGUGUAUCUGGUGGGUUAUUCGGUUCAAAGCCUGAAACUCUCAAUACAGGUGUUUCUGGUGGCGGGCUAUUUGGUAAUAAUUCUAGCGCCGUGACAAAUAAUCUCUCUGGGGGUCUCUUUGGGAACAAACCACAGCAAGGCAUUCAGCAGUCCAGUUUCCUCGGCAGUUCACAGCCAUUACAGCAGCAGCAACCGCAGCAAUUACAGUCUCAAGCUAGUAAUCCAUAUGGAACCAACGAUUUAUUUUCCAGAGUUGUAGUUCCUAAUUCAAUUACGCAGCCCACGAAGCCCAGUGCUACCAAAGUUAACGCAGAUCUUAAGAAGAAGGCUAAUUUGACCGGUGCUUAUAGAUUGGCUCCGAAACCACUUUUUACUGGAAGAAGUUUGGCUGACAGCACACGGACAAAAAAUGACGUGCUUAUGAUUACAGGUUCUCGCGCACCAUCAACCACCUCUGCUCCAAGUUCAGCUGGCAAGGAGUCGGUCACUUCCGAUACGGGCAGAAGCCUCUUCUCAGCAGAGACUGAUGAGGCUAUCUUAUCAGCCGAUAAGCUGCUGUUUAACCCUGAUAAAAAGUCGUUCAAGAAUCUCAUGAUCAAUAGAAAGAAACUGGAAAAGGAAGUUGACUUGGUUGAUAAACCCUCUGAGGUGAAAAGAAUUGCCUUUGCACCUCAUGAGACUACUGACGGCAAAGCUUUGCCUGAUGGCCUAACCGACGGAAGAGAGAACCUGUUUGACCAGGUUCAAGACAGUCCAACGGUCAAUAAAGACCAGAAAAACAAAAAAGGGAUUCAUUCGACAAAGAAAUCCGGUCUUUCUUCAACGACUGCAUUAGAGGAAAAUGGAUCAAACUCCAAGCUUCGUGGUGUUAUUGGCGAUGAUAUCACUUUCACUGCUAACGGAUACUAUAUCUCUCCAUCCUUAGACUCGUUGGCAUCGAAGACGUUGCCGCAAUUACGUAAGGUGUCCGGUUUGGUUAUUGGACAUAAAGACUACGGUAAGAUUGAAUUUUUGGAGCCUGUCGAUUUAUCUAAUAUACCUUUACCAUGGCUUUGUGGCAAAAUAAUAUGCUUCGAGCCGAGAGCAUGCAUCGCGUAUCCAAACUCAAACAAUCCGCCUGCAGAAGGUGAAGGGAUCAAUGUACGUUCCAGGAUAAGUCUUUAUAAGUGUUAUCCAUCCGAUAAGGCGACAAGAGAGCCAAUUAAAGACGCAAGCCAUCAACUAGUGAAGAGACACAUUGAGAAGAUGAAGAAGCAAAAAAAUGCUAAGUUCGAAAGUUACGAUCCAGUGACUGGCUGUUGGACCUUUAUUGUGCAGCAUCCUGCUUGCUAG
Torulaspora globosa is the source of this 3474-nucleotide messenger RNA. RefSeq names its product FG-nucleoporin NUP116 (gene NUP116). Lineage: Eukaryota; Fungi; Ascomycota; Saccharomycetes; Saccharomycetales; Saccharomycetaceae. Gene Ontology annotation, molecular function: structural constituent of nuclear pore. The transcript has a single exon. The coding region runs from base 1 to 3474 and encodes 1157 amino acids. Gene Ontology annotation, biological process: protein import into nucleus; RNA export from nucleus; post-transcriptional tethering of RNA polymerase II gene DNA at nuclear periphery. Gene Ontology annotation, cellular component: nuclear pore; nuclear pore cytoplasmic filaments. The record is from RefSeq and is a predicted model, not a curated record.